AUGAGCACAGCACUGGCGGAAGAAAAGAUCCGCUUCAAACGAAACUACAAAGCGUGCCUUAACUGCCGGAUGCGUAAGGUCAAGUGUGAUCUCGGGUCCGUCGACAGCCCGCAUGAUCCGCCGUGCGCACGGUGCUCGCGCGAGCGCCGUGAGUGUACGUUCGUCGAGUCACGACGUGGCGGCAGCGCCAACGUCGUCGCAGGAAGAAAACGCAAAACUGAGGACGAAUUGCCAGAUGACUUCCGUGGCUAUUCCGACCAUAAAACGCGAUUGCCUCCGCCGAGCAGCUUGAUGCUCCGUAAUCCCGAGUAUUCUAAUGGUAACUCGGCCGACAGCCGCUCGGUAACAAGCCCACGGAAUUCCAAGUAUUCACAUGAGAGAGAGAGUGAAAGCGCACUCGCGACGAUGCGCGGCGCGAUGGUAUUCCUCGCCAAGGCCGCAGGCACGAUCGCGAACGCGGAUGAGCGCGACAAUAUCGACGCACGUACACGCGUAGAAGCGUUGGAGCAGCGGCGUACGUCACCGCCAUUAUUCGAGUCACCAUCUGAGUAUGCAGGCACGCCGCCCGCGCUCCCGCGCACGAGUCUCCCACGUGCAAGUAUCCCCAAGCUCGCGCCGCUCAUUCGCCCCGACGGCCCUAACCGUGCGUCCAUCCCUCAGCUCGACAACACCGACCGCAACCUUCGCCCGCUUCCGUCGACCGAACUCUCUGACAUCUACUACAUUGGGCCGCGCGAGGAGGGCUGCAUCCUCACGGAAGCCGAGGCGGUGAUGCUCAUCAACUGUUUCUACAGCAACCUCCACCCAUUCUACCCACACAUUCCGCCGUCGCUCCAUGCGCCGCGAGUGCUCGCGGGGUACCCGCUCCUUCUUGGCGCGAUUCUCACGAUCUCUGCGCGCUACCACGCGUUCGGUGAGAACGACGGUAAGAUCCCACGUAACGUGGAGGUGCACGAGCGUUUGUGGAUCUACGUGCAGCGGCUCAUUUCGCAGACGGUGUGGGCCGAGUCGAGUACGCGCUCGAUGACUACCGUGUUCGCGUUUCUCCUAUUCACCGAGUGGAAUCCGCGCGCAAUUCACUGGCGAUGGUCUGAUUACGCAAACACAAAUAAACCAGACGAUCUCGUCGCGCCGCAGGAGCACAUUGUGGAGGACAGUGACCAGCUUGCCGGGCUCGGUGCCGUCCGUCGCUCCGACCGCAUGGCAUGGAUGCUUAUUGGCAGCGCCGUCCGUUUGGCCCAGGACAUGGGGUUCAUUGAGAAUAGCGCGCACGUCUUCCUCGCGACUCACGUUUCUGAGACCACCAGUGCGAUGAAUAUCAACCGGCGUUCAAUGCUCGCGCCGUCACUCGCGGAAAUUGACCUUGAGGACCUUGAGGCCGAGUCAGAGGAGAUGGAGGAGGACUUCCUCGAGGACACCUCGGACAAAAAGCUUCGCUUUAACUUUGUACAGAAGCUGAAAAUCGAACUUCUCCAGGUGAUGAGCAUCGGGUACGAAUAUCUCUAUGGGUGUAAGGCGCAGUUGAGCGACCUCACGUCGCGGCAGAAGCUCGCGGUGUUGAGUAUUCUCUCGCCGUUGAUUGAAAAGUGGGGAAUAAAGUACAAAAAGCUCCUUGUUCCGUCGAACUUCAAGUACUUCAACAAGCAGACGUUGGAUACGCAGAACCCGGCGUCGAAGGUGAUGCGGCAGCUCGGAGAGGCGAUCGACCGUGAGUCGAUCAUAUGCGAUUAUUACUACGCGCGCUUAUACAUAUACUCACUCGCGCUUGCUAAUGACAACUCGAAGCUUCCAGGAACGAGCCAACUUGCGAGCGCUCGCGCGAAUACGCUCAAGCUAGGCGAGCUCUCCAAGUCGGCAAAGUUUGUCGAACUCGCAUUCAACUCAGCCAAGGAGAUCUUGGCCGUUUCCCAGCGUGUGCACAAGAUGAAGAUGCUCAAAUUCAUGUCUGUGCGCUGGUGCACGCGUAUAGUGCGUGCGGUUGCGUUUGUCGUCAAGUGCUACCUCACGAUGACCGCCGCAAAGAAGAUGGUGAACGCCAAAAACGAGACCAUGGACUCUAAUAUUCUCUCACUUUCUAUUAUCCCGGUGGAUGAACUUAUUCACAUUAUCCAGAAAGCGGCUAUAACCCUUCGUGAGGCGUCUCCUGACGAAUUGCACUUGUGCACGCGCUACUCCACCAUUUUGAUGUAUCUCUGUCUGAAGGUCAAGACGUCGACCAGGAACGAUGAUUUCUUCUCGGGAACACAAAACACAUAUACUUCGAGCGAGCCGACGAAUUAUGAGAAGGAAAAGUACGAGCCACCGGAGUACCAGAACUUUGGCUAUCAGAAAACUCACCAGCCGAAUCUCAAUCUGCAGCCCCAGCCCCAGCCGAACCACCAGCCGAACCAAUACCAAACGUCCCUUGAUGACGACUUGUUCAAUUCCGAUUUGUUGUUUGACUGGUUCAACAAAAACGACGAGAUUGGGUUGGACUUUGUAGAGCCGUGGACGGCAAUGCUUGAACAGUCGAUGGCUAACGGAAGUGCCAACGGGGUAUAG
Molecule: messenger RNA, 2541 nt
Organism: Babjeviella inositovora NRRL Y-12698
Lineage: Eukaryota; Fungi; Ascomycota; Pichiomycetes; Serinales
Gene: ARO80
Product: Aro80p
Exons: 2
Coding region: 1-2541 (846 amino acids)
Biological process (GO): positive regulation of transcription by RNA polymerase II; aromatic amino acid catabolic process; DNA-templated transcription
Cellular component (GO): nucleus
Molecular function (GO): DNA binding; DNA-binding transcription factor activity, RNA polymerase II-specific; zinc ion binding
Source: RefSeq, a predicted model, not a curated record